GAUGGCGGCUCCCCCGCCCCGGAGCCCGCGCGCGCCCAGCCCCUCGGCCCGGGAGCCUCUUGCCGCGGGGAAAGGACCGACGCGCCAGGUCGGGGAUUAAGAAUCAUGUUGCAUCAAGCAAAGGACAGGCAGAAGUUCAUCAGUGAUGUUCAGUAUCUGCGGGACAUGCAGCAUAAAGUGGACUCCGAAUAUCAGGCUUGUCUAAGGCGACAGGACUACAGAAGAGACCCAAAUGAGAAGAAACGAGAUCAGUUUGGGGGGCAAGAGACAAAUUUUGAGAGAUCCCAAUUUUCAAGCGGAUCUUCUUUCAAACAGAGUUCUGGUGAAGAGGAUCCUCUAACCGAAACAAGAUUAUCUGCUGAGAAUCCUGCAGUUAAGUGUGAUUCCAGACUUCCAGCAAUUGACCAAUCAUCAGUCAAGCAGAAACAUAAAAGUACCAUAACUCCACAGAAACCAGAGAAAGCAGGCCCCAGCAACCCCUCUCCAGCAGCCCAGGCACCACAGAUUUUAUCAAGGAAGAGGAGGCCAAAGCUGGGGAGACUGACAGUCAGCUCAGAAAUACAGAGACCACAAGCAUCCAGGGACAGAAGCAGACAGCAGAAAUUGCGGCUGCUGGCAAAGGCACCAGCCCUCAGGGGAGCAGGGAAGGUCCUACGCCAGGCAGGAACCAAGUGUGAUGCUAAGCUGAAGAGGCCCAGUCGAGAGAGAGGAAACGUAGUCCGGUCCUCACAGCUCAUGCCCAUGCCUGGGAGUCCCCCUGAGGGAGCCCGGAAAGGAGAGCCGGGUGCUCUCUCCCAGAAUGAGGCACGCCGGGCCCUAUCCCGGGCCUGCCAGAGAGCCAGGGGUCCCGUGGUGAGAGAGUCCUUGGGGCCACUGCUCACAACCAGCACCGUGGGAGGGCCCAGAAGGGUGCCGUUUAGGUUCAGAGACGAAGAUUUUUAUUCUGUUUUACUGUUAAACUCUGGAGAAGAAAAUGAUGACACUGAAGAGGAAAUACAAGUAGAGGAAGAACCUCUGCUGGCUGGUAAGCGCUCCCCUUGGUCUCCUGCCAGUUAUAAGAGAAGUGCAUUUCCUGGGACUUCGGCCACUCAGGUCAAAAAUAAAAAUUUUGAAGGAAAUUCUGAAAAUUGCAGAGUUACUUCUGCAGGAAGAAGUGAGUCCAAUCAUGGCUCAUUAAGAAGAAGCGGUGCAGUGGGGCCAGUGACAGACCAGCCAUCUGUCGGGCAAAGGGUGUUCCAAGACCCUGGGUUGCCUGAUGGCGGGCCUCCUAAAGAGAAUGACAGUGAGAAUGAGAAAAAGACCUUUAAUUCAUGGGAUGCCAAAUUCGAACCCCGUCUAGAUGGUGAUCUCACUGCUGAAAAUGUCUGCAGCAAUUGUGCGUCUAGGGAAGACAGGCCUAGUAACCGCAGCUAUGAGAGAGACUGGCAAACCUAUUUAAACCCUCCUAGGAGCUCUCCUGACUACUUUGUUUCUGGCAGACCAACAACUCCAAGAUCACCCAUGAAUUCAUCUUACAACACUCCUGGAUCAUCAAUGCACCACGUUCUGAGAGAUGAUAUUCCAGUACGUUUGUCGCUGUCCACAUUAUUUCACAGUCCAGGCAAGGGAAACUCAAUGUAUAAUGUUUGUCAACCACUGUCGCCCAUUGGGCGUAGGAAUCCAUUUGCCAGCACUGGAAACCACAGUUAUUUUCCAGUAAACUGUGGACAUGAAUUUGAUGUCAGGGGAGCGGAAAAUAUUACUUUAACAAGCCCAUCUCAGGGAGCUCCAUUACAUAUGGAAGACCUCUUGCUAAAUCCUCAAAGCAGCUUGCCCUCGGUGGAACCUUCCAGCUCCUCACCAUCAAGAAGGAACUUACAAGGCCACUUGCAGGUGCCUGGGUCCCUCCAAGAAAGUACACCUUUUACUUUCUUCACGGUGUCUGAUUUCCAAAAUGAUAAUGCAACCAGAAUGGCAGUCUCUGGUUUCACAGAUGAAAAGGAAGACAUGAAAAUAAAGGCAGACCCUGAGAAACUCAAGAAAUUGCAAGAAAGUCUCUUGGAAGAGGACUCCAAGGAGGAAGCCAGGGGCUUCCCGGCCAACCCCCUGCUGGAGCCCUGCAGCUGCGUGGGGAGCCUGCGGUUCGUUCAUCGCGAGUGCCUGAGAAAGUGGCUGGAAGUGAAAAUAACAUCAGGAGCGGAUCUAGGCACCGUGAAGACCUGCAAGAUGUGUAAGCGAGACCUGCUGGUUGACCUGGAUGACUUUAACGUGACCGAGUUCUACCAGAGGCACCAGCAUUCCCGGGCACAAAAUGAGCUGAUGAAUUCGGACUUGUACCUGGUGCUGCUGCCUCACCUCUAUGAACAGAGGUUUGCAGAACUCUUGAGACUCAACUACAACCGGGCUGCAAGAGAGAGGUUGUCAAGAAACUGCCCACAGCCCAGACCGGAGGAAAAUGAAAAUUCCGAGGUGGAAGAUGGAAAUGAAAGCAGCACUUAUCAAAGCAACAGCCAGGUCCUCUAGCAAGGGAGCUGGCCGUGGAGCUCAGCAGAGACCUCUGUCCCCAGCCACCUUUCCUACGCCCCCAUGCACCUCCCUUCCUUCUCUGUAAUGAAACUGAAACCAAUGUGUUUGCAGUUCUCAUUUCACUUUUCUGCCACUGUCUUUUCGGAGUCUGGCGAACAGACAGCAACAGUGACCAGCCCAGACCCAGACAGUCCAGGCCACACAGCCUGAGCUUGCUGGGCCCCUGCAGGCUGCCCUGCAGCUACUCCUCAGCCCA
Molecule: messenger RNA, 2761 nt
Organism: Manis javanica (Malayan pangolin)
Lineage: Eukaryota; Metazoa; Chordata; Mammalia; Pholidota; Manidae
Source: RefSeq, a predicted model, not a curated record